CUGUGCCGCCAUCAGUUGAGCUAAAAGGAGAAGUACACUUUGCGUGCAGAACUCAAGUCAAAGAGAUCAAUCCAACAGACAUAGUCAAGGCUCUCAAAUCCGAUUUUAUAGAUCACACUGCAGAUGAUAACCCAGUUUCUCAGGAAGACCUUCUCUUCUUGUCUAAAGUGAAAGAAGGUGUAAGGCAGAAGGAAGACGGCCACUAUGAACCCCCGUUUCCUUUCAAGAUGGACAAGCCAAAUCUCCCAGACAACAAGCUACGUGCAGUUCAUAGGCUCACCUCAUUAGAGCGACGACUUAGGAGGAAUGAGCAGUAUUACAAGGAUUAUGUCCAUUUCGUGAAUGACAUAAUAACUCGAGGAGACGCUGACAAGGUUCCGCAGCCUGAACUUGAAAACCAACCAUCAUGGUACAUUCUGCAUCACAGAGUUUACCACCCCCACAAACCCGGGAAGAUCUGUCUGGUUUUUGACUGUCUGGCACGCUUCCAAGAAACCUCUCUAAACGAUCAUCUCUUGACUGGGCCAGACCUGACUAACACAUUAGUUGGAGUGCUAUGCUGAUUUAGAAAGGGUCCAAUAGCCAUAAUGUGCGACGUCGAAAGGAUGUUUCAUCAGUUUCAUGUUGCCAAGGAACACUAAGAUUACCUAAGAUUUCUCUGGUGGGACAGGGGUGAUUUGGACUCCAAACCCUCAGUGUAUAGAAUGAGGGUGCACUUGUUUGGGGCAGCUUCAUCCCCCGGCUGCUCCAACUUUGGGCUCCAGCAUCUGGCAUUGCAGGGUCAUGGAAGGUUCAGUGAAGAGUCCAUCAAGUUCAUCCAAGGAAGUUUUUACGUUGAUGAUGGCUUAACAAGCAUAAAGUCACCUGCUGAAGCCAUACAUCUGGUGGAAGAGUCAAGAGCCUUGUGCAGAACAGGAAACCGUUCGGAUCUAACAACAAGGAAGUGACCGCAGCAAUACCACCUGAGGAACGUGCCCAAACAAAGGAUCAAGACAUGGCCCUAGGAGAACCUUACAUCGAGAGAGCUCUUGCAGUUCAGUGGUGUGUUGAAGCGGAUGAAUUCCAAUUCAGGGUCAUAGUUAAAGAAAAUCCCCUGACAAGGAGAGGGGUUCUCUCGACUGUCGCCUCUGUCUAUGAUCCACUGGGGUUUGUGGCCCCCUUUAUACUAGUUGGCAAACAGAUCCUUCAGGUGCUAUGUAGAGACAAAGUAGGCUGGGACGAAGAUCUCCCCAAGCACAUUCUGCCACAAUGGGAGUCCUGGCUCAGCUGCAUCAUCUGUCCGUUGUUUUGUUACAGCCUAUAGCUGUAUUUUAUGAUCUCUGUCAGAUGAGCACAUGUGUUCAUAACAACUAUUUUUACUUUUAAUUCAAAUUACAAUGUGGCUUAAUGUGAAAAAAAUCUAUGGAGCUGUGUGUCACAUCUGUUUUAUACGUCACAGCACAGGUGCCAAAAAAACUUCCAUGCUGAAGUGCUUUUUCUCUCUGGCAGUUGCAGGAUUGCAGGAAGGAGUUUGGUUCAGUGGCCUGAUGAUGGAACACGGUUAAAACUUCAUAUUUACCCAAUUAUGUGUGGUGGUGACAGCAAGUCAAACACAGCUGAUCUUCAAUGUCAAUACAGUCUGUUUUGAAACUGAAGUUUUACAGCAUAAAGUAUGUGCUGAUACCUCAGUUGAAACCUCACCUGAUCAUCACAACAAGAUGGCAUCAAGUCUUCAUUUCAUUGUGCUCCUCUGUGGACUGUGGAUUGGAGCAAAUGCAAUACUGGCGGACGACGAUGAAUGCACUGAGACCUGCCCAUCUGGUUGGACUCAUUUUGAGAAUCAAUGUUACACGUUCUACCACAGUGAAAAGGACUGGGCUGAUGCAGAGCGCUUCUGCACUUCCAUCGGUGGGAAUCUUGCUUCAAUCCACUCCGCAGAAGUUUACUCCUUCCUCAGAGACGUCAUCCUGAGAUCGACUGGCUCACAUAAAACCACCUGGGUCGGAGGCCACGAUGCAGUAAAGGAGGGUGUGUGGCUGUGGAGCGAUGGCAGCAAGUUUGAGUUCAAAGGCUGGGCUAAAGGAGAGCCUAACAAUGCUGGUGGAGGAGAAAACUGCAUGGAGAUCAACUUUAAGGGAAAAGACUAUGUCAACGAUUCCAAGUGUAAUCUGAAGAGGUCUUUUGUUUGUAGCAAGCAGCUGUGAAGAUCCACGCUGUGCUGACACAGCUGACGAUGUCACAUCCACCUGCAUGUUCAACCUUCACUGCUGAAAGAUAUACUGUACUGUACAGUUUUGAUUUUAUUUCAGUUUCAGAGUCAAUAAAAAGAUAUAUUCUGCCCAACAAACUGUCUCAUCUGUUUAUAAAACCAUCUCAUUCCAAAGUUUGAUAUUUAUAUUGAUGACAGUUUUAAAAGAUUUUCAAUUUAUUUUAUUUUAUUUCACACUGUGGUUCUGUAUCAUAUAAGAUAACAUCUCAAAUAAUAAAAUCCCACACCGGAUGAACACAUGGUCACAAUCAAAGCAAAAUAACUGUUACAAUGUCGGAUGUCUGAAGAUGAACAUAGUAAAAGUCCCCAAACUUGAGCUGCCUUGAAGUCAAAAGCUUUAAUCCGUCUUUAUCAACAACUGAACUUGAAGAUGUUGCCUCUUGUGAGGGAGCUUAGCCAGAGUGUUAAGGAAGGUGAUAAGAGGCAGACUCAGGGAUUUAUUCAGUGACUCAAAAUGGUGAUUCUGUCACAUCCUGCCUGUCUGCCUGUUUUAUUUUGAAAUGUUUGCUCCUUGUGUCUUGUUACCUGUACUUCCUGUGUUUUCUCGCCUUGUGUUUCACCUGCGUCUUGUCUCGCUCACCUGUGUUCAGUUUGCAAUCACACCCUGUGUAUUUAUAGUCCAGUUUUCAGUUCAGUCUCUGUCGAGUCGUCUGCGUUUGUUCUGUGCUUCUGGUUAGUGUUCCUCUGUGUCAGUGUCUCCAGUGACUUUUUGUAUUGUGUCAUUAAAAAUUCUGUAUCGUA
This is a messenger RNA of Thunnus maccoyii (southern bluefin tuna), 2989 nucleotides long. RefSeq names its product galactose-specific lectin nattectin-like. Bases 1698 to 2183 code for a protein of 161 amino acids. The record is from RefSeq and is a predicted model, not a curated record. The transcript has 8 exons. Lineage: Eukaryota; Metazoa; Chordata; Actinopteri; Scombriformes; Scombridae.